GGAGCUGGAGGUGAACUGCACCUCCCCUUACUCCUCACCUGGGCUCUGACAGCCUCUCUCCGUCCCAGCAGCCAGGAGUGAACGCAGGAGUGUCUUGCCUGCCCGGGACACCAGGUCCCAAGAGCUCCUGAUUGGCAAGUGACAUCUGUGGGAUGUGAGGCUGGUUGGAAGCCGGAGGUAAACUGCCAGGUCACUACCCCCACUAUGUCCCAGGUGAUGUCCAGCCCCCUGCUGGCAGGAGGCCCCGCAGUCGGCUUGGCUCCCUGUGAGGAACCCAGGAGGGCCCUGCACCCAGCACCCAGCCCCGGCCUGCCGCCCCAGUGUCUUUACUACACCACAGAAGGCUGGGGAGCUCAGGCCCUGAUGGCCCCCAUGCCCAGCAAGGAGCCCCCCAGCAGGCUCCAGCAGGCCCCACAGGCUGGAGCCAAAGCCAGCUGCCUCCCGCAGUCCCCUGGGGAGCAGGCCUCGGGAGCCCUGGAGGACCUUGACUCCUACAUUGACUUCUCGCUGGAGAGCCUCAACCAGAUGAUUCUGGAACUGGACCCCACCUUCCAGCUGCUCCCUCCAGGGCCUGGUGGCCCCUGGGCUGAGCCCACCCAGAGCACUACCUCGAGGAGAAAGAAAGAAGAGCCUGAAGCUUUGGAUAUAAAGUACAUCGAGGUGACCUCGACCAGAUCAAGGUGCCACGACGGCCCCCAGAGCUGCUCCAGCCCAUCUGUCACCCCACCCUUCGGCUCCCCUGGCCGUGGCGCCCUUCUCCUUUCCAGAGACAUCCCCCAAGAGACUCGGAGCAGCAGUGAGAGCCUCAUCUUCUCCGGGAGCCAGGGCAGGGGGCACCAGCGCCCCUCUCCCCCCUCGGGAGCCCCCUCCCCUCAUCCCCCACCCUCUCCCAGCAUCUCCAUCCCUGGAAUGGGAAACAAGGCCUCAGGCCGCCAUGGCUUGGGCUCCCCACUGGUGGCUUCCCCAGCCUUGGAGAAGGGGCUGGGGGGCAGGGUCUCCAUGCUGUCAGCCAGCCCAGCAUCUGAUGUCAGUUACGUGUUUGGAAGCCAGUCCUUCCUCCGCUCCAGCAUCUCCAGCCAUCAGUCAUCUUCGAGAUCCUUGGAAAGCCCAGCCAGCUCUUCCUCCAGCCUCCACAGCCUUGGCCCGGUGUCCUUGUAUACGAGAGCCAGUGACCUCCAGGUCCCCAGCAACCCCACCCCAAGCAUGGGCCAGCCCAGAGCAACCCAUUCCUCACCACUGGCCAAGGAACAUGCCAGCAGCUGUCCCCCAUCCAUCACCAACUCCAUGGUGGACAUACCUAUCGUGCUGAUCAACAGCUGCCCAGAACCAGGAUCUCCCCUGUCACAGAGGACCCCAGGACACCAGGACUUUGUCUGCCCUGGGGCUACUUCUUCCAGCAACCCCUGUCCAGCCACCAGGAGCCACAGCCAGACCCUGCCAGAUGCCCCUCUCACCACAUCCCCAGAGGCCUACAGGGUCCCCCUCCUCUGUCCGUCUCCAGGUCCUGCCAGGGACAUGCAGCCCACCAUGAAGUUUGUGAUGGACACAUCUAAAUACUGGUUUAAGCCAAGCAUCACCCGAGAGCAAGCCAUGGAGCUGCUGAGGAAGGAAGAGCCGGGGGCUUUCAUCGUGAGGGACAGUUCUUCAUACCGAGGCUCCUUCGGUCUUGCCCUGAAGGUGCAGGAGGCCCCUGCACCUGCCCAGAACCGAUCAGGCGAGGAUGGCAGCGACCUCAUCCGCCACUUCCUCAUCGAGUCUUCUGCCAAAGGGGUGCAUCUCAAGGGAGCCGAUGAGGAGCCCCACUUCGGGAGCCUCUCUGCCUUCGUGUGCCAGCAUUCCAUCAUGGCCCUGGCCCUGCCCUGCAAGCUCAUCAUCCCGAAGAAAGAACUGGGAGGUGGAGACGGGGCCUCAGACCCCUCUGCAGACGGCCGGGCCUCCUGCCUGAAGAAAUCUGCGGGUUGCCAUGCCCUGUACCUGAGCUCCGUGAGCGUGGAGACCCUGAGCGGAGCCCUGGCUGUGCAAAAGGCCAUCUCAACCACAUUGGAGAGGGAUGUCCUCCCCACACCCACCGUGGUCCACUUCAAAGUCACCGAGCAGGGCAUCACCCUGACUGACAUCCAGAGGAAGGUGUUUUUCCGGCGCCAUUACCCCUUCGCCACCCUCCGCUUCUGUGGCAUGGACCCCAAGCAACGGAAGUGGCAGAAAUACUGCAAGCCCUCCCGGAUCUUUGGGUUUGUGGCCAAGAGCCAGACCGAGUCCCAGGAGAAUGUGUGCCACCUCUUCGCGGAGUAUGACACUGUCCAGCCAGCCUCGCAGGUCAUCAGCCUAGUGGGUGCUCUGCUGCAGGACCCAGAAAGGAUGUAGGGGAGGGAGCGUCCUGUGUGUCUUCCUAGGCAUCCCAGUGGGCUUGCUCAGGAUGCCCCCUCCACCCUGAGCAAGAGGCCUCUUACCACCCUGAUGGACCAAUCCCCUGGACUGGAGGAGAGCGGUACCAAGUUGAAACCCUUGAACUCAGUAUGACCUUCAGCGGUGACCUUCAUCCAGACCCACCCCCCCAACCCGGGCCUCAGUUUCUUUAACCUUAAAGGAAGCCAACAGACAGGAUGAGCUGUUCUUCUCAGACGUCUGUGGGCAUCUUAACAAGCUCCCUGUGAUCCUGAAGCACACCCACAUCUGAGGACCCCCCACAGGAAAAUAACCUCUGAAGUCCUCCUGGACGCUCCCGACACAGUAGCCUGAGCUAGAGACCCGUGACCCCUGCUUCAUGGCAAACGCAGGUACGGGGUCGGGACUCCUGAGCCCUGGCCCGAGGCUGGCCUGAGAGCAGAUGGGUUGCCAGCAUUGAGGACCAAAGGAGGGAUGGACUGACUCUCUUUCCCUCCAUAUUGUUCCUUUCCCCAUUUCCCUGACAGCUUAUUGAGCUCCUAUUCCCAGGGCAAAGCUAGAUCCACCUGCCCUGGAUUCUUCAGCCAACAUGGCCCUGGUUGUUAGGCAGGUUAACAAGUGUAAACUUGCCCCCAUGGUCAGAGAUGACCCAGCUGUCCUCAUGAUCUUGAUGUCUAAUCCCUUCCAUUGCAAAUGAGCGUCAGCUCCAUCUUUUCUUUCAGUUUCUCAUAAGCGAGUGUCCCACAGCUGCCCUGGUGUUACUUGUGUCACUCACACCUGGGGGGUGGCGGCAGCUAGACCUCUGCUCACUCAAGCAGACACAGGAGCUGGCUCUCUCUGGUUCUGCCUCAGCCCCAGUCUUGUUGAGUCCUCUGUGCUCCAACAACACACACACACACACACACACACACACAGCCCUCUACAGUACUGUGGCGGCAACUGACCUCGUAACCACAUGGGGGCAGCAGAGAGUCAAGAAUGCAAACAGGCAGCCACCCCAAGAGGCUUGGAGAAGCUGGGUGGUCUUUCCCGCCCCACCCACACCGCCCUCAACCCUAACCCUAACCCAUUAAGACCCCCAAGAAUCUGGAAUUACUUGUCUAGCAGACCUGGGGUCCUAAGGAAACCAAACUAUGAGGGUAGAAGAUAAGACUCAGAAAAGAAGCCCAUUUUUGCUCCAUGAGGGACCAGUGCCUGACCCCGCCCAGCUGGGGGCCCUGCCAGAGAAUCAUUAUCUUUGGCCAAAGUUGGGCCUGAAGGGUUAUUAUUUCAACCCAGAAAACCAAACCGGACUGAAGCGGCCCUGGGCUGGCGGGACCGGCUGAGACCAGCCCACCCAGCCUGUGGUCAGGCACUGCCCCACCCUGGAGACUACAGAAUCCAGACAAGGUUCUCAAGGUCACAGCGCCCAAGUUCUCAAGGUCACAGCCUGGGAACUGGCAGAGAGCACCCCCCCCCCCAUAUAUCUAUGGGUGCCUUGUAGCUCCCGUCAUGGAAAAUAAAGUGUCUGUCUUUGCACAAGAGUUGGUCCUACGGUAUUCAGGGCUAUCCCCUCAGCGAUGGAAACCUGAACAGAAAAGGAGACCUGGCUGGGCAGGUGGCAGCUGUGUCUGAGAGAAGACCACGUGUGCCACAACCCUGGCCACGGCAGGACAGUCUCCACUGACUUCCACUUCAUAACCGUCGCUUAAAUCAUUCUGUGUCCCCCACGUGUCCGACACACCCGUUAUCCAUCUUCACGACCCCUUUCCUGCCACUGUGCUAGGAAGACAGGAGGCCUGGGCUCUCCCGUGCGUGCCAGGGCUGAGGUGAGCACGUGUGACAGCCCUGCCAGCUUCCAGAGUCUCACUCGGGCUCCCUGAGGGAGAGCAGAGGCUGGUGAAAUAUAGGCGGCUCAAGAAAAUUCCAGAAGAAUCCUUGAACCCAGAGGAACCCCGAGCUACCAGCCCAGCCCUGGAGACCUGGGCAAUGGCCCCAUCAUUCAUCCUGCUUCUGCCUCCAGUCUUGGGGUAAUGCCCCCCCAGACCUCUCCAGACCCGUCGCAGUUAGGGAUUCAAGGUGGACAGGCCAUGGAAAGCCUCGCCGAGUGGUUCAGGCGGGGGCUGCAGCGAUGUCCCUUUCCUACAGAGCCUUGGGAAGGGGAGAGCUACUGCUUCUGUUCAGGCUGAGCUGUGUGACCCAGUGGCAAGGGCUGCUCUGGAGGAAGUGAAGAGACCCUCCCAAUGCCCUUGAACCACCACUGAGAAGCCCCUGCCGCGCCUCCCACUGCCCAACUGCAGUUCCAGAGGGGGCUCCUCUCAGCCCCCCGCCCAGCCCCCUCCCUGGCCAUGGACAGAGUCCACGGGAGGUAAUGACCUCUACUGCAUUUACAUAGCUCAUCUUUCCUCUAGGAAGGUUUCAUAGAGAACUCGACUUGACUUUUGCUGAUGGGCAGAGCCGCCAGCCCAGCAAGGGCAGAAGGGAAGAAGGACCUCCACCAAGGCAGGAGCUGGGAAGGGAGGGGUCUUUGCACCCAUGCAGGGACACCCAGGGGUUUCCUCUCCAGGCCUUGCAGUCCUGGGUCUUAAGCCUCUCUCUCCCGUACCCACAAUGUCAUGUCUCCCGACUUUCCACCCUGCCCCAUCCCCUUCUCAUCCUUCUCUCUACACAUAAGUACACCAUCCCUCCCUCCCCUCCCCCUCCCAGUGUCUCUCUCCUUCC
This is a messenger RNA of Balaenoptera musculus (blue whale), 5085 nucleotides long. It is a transcript of the gene TNS4, whose product is annotated as tensin 4. The transcript is spliced from 13 exons. The record is from RefSeq and is a predicted model, not a curated record. The coding region runs from base 205 to 2364 and encodes 719 amino acids. Gene Ontology annotation, molecular function: protein binding. NCBI's taxonomy places the organism in Eukaryota, Metazoa, Chordata, Mammalia, Artiodactyla, Balaenopteridae.